AUGCCGCUCCGAUCACGGUGGUCGCAGUGGUGCGCGUUUCGCUCGUGGAUCAGAACGCAAUCAACUCCAUUUCUCCCUUUCACUACGCCCAUUUCGCUCGGCCGGAGUGCAAAGUUUGCUUCCACGGGGUCAUCUGACCCUUCAGACCCUCACGACGUCGAGCUAGCGAGAAAGUGGCUGAAAGCCUUUGAGUCGGGCGUCAAGUCCAUUCCCCGCCAUGUCGGCCAGGUCUCGUUCAGCCGUUCAAGCGGACCCGGCGGUCAGAACGUGAAUAAGUCGGUGCAAAUCCGAUCCGUGCGAACGGUUCCCCCCCAUUCUCCUCUCCCUUCUCAAACUCAUAAUUUCUGCAGGGCUCCCGAGCUAACCGUGGAGAGGGCGAUCUUCCCUGGAAAACCCCUACAGACUACUUUAAAAGUGCCCCUGGCCACGAUAUUUCCUUUGGUGCCGCGUCUAUUACAUCCUCCAUUACGCGCCUCCCGUUACGCGACGGACCGUUCACAGGCGCUGGUGAUUCAAUCGGACGAAUCCCGGCAACAGGCGACCAACGUGGAUUUGUGCUAUGCAAAGCUUAAUCGGCUGCUGGUCAUCUCGGCUAAAGAGGUCAUUCCAGGCGAAACGUCCCAGGAACAGAAAGACCGCGUGAGCAAAUUACAGCGCGCCCAAAAUGAGGCCCGACUCAAGGAGAAAAAGAUUCACAGCAGCAAAAAGAGCAACCGCCGGGGAAGCAAAUACGAUGAUUGA
Molecule: messenger RNA, 741 nt
Organism: Penicillium subrubescens
Lineage: Eukaryota; Fungi; Ascomycota; Eurotiomycetes; Eurotiales; Aspergillaceae
Product: peptidyl-tRNA hydrolase domain protein
Exons: 3
Coding region: 1-741 (246 amino acids)
Biological process (GO): mitochondrial translational termination
Cellular component (GO): mitochondrial large ribosomal subunit
Molecular function (GO): translation release factor activity
Source: RefSeq, a predicted model, not a curated record